AGAUCAGUGAGAUCACCACUUUCUCCCACACAUCAAACUGACCAGUUAAAAACUCUCUGAAGGCGAAGAAAAGUCUCCAAUGGCAUCUGAAGAUCAUCAACAUACCCAUGACCACCAUCACCAUGAUCAUGACCAUCAUCAUGCUGGUGAUUCCUUUAUGGGUAAUGAUGGAAAAGUUUACCAUAGCCAUGAUGGAUUGGCACCACACUCACAUGAACCCAUAUACUCACCAGGCUUUUUCAGUAGAAGAGCUCCUCUUCUUUCCUCUAGAGAUUUCAGAGAAAGAGCUUUUACUAUAGGUAUUGGUGGUCCUGUUGGUACUGGGAAAACUGCUUUGAUGCUGGCAUUGUGUCAAUUCCUACGUGACAAGUACAGUCUUGCAGCGGUGACAAACGAUAUAUUUACGAAAGAGGAUGGUGAGUUCCUCGUGAAGCAUGGAGUACUUCCAGAGGAAAGAAUACGUGCUGUGGAAACCGGAGGCUGUCCACAUGCCGCAAUCCGGGAAGAUAUUAGUAUCAAUUUAGGUCCUCUGGAAGAGCUAUCCAACUUAUACAAAGCUGAUAUUCUUCUUUGUGAAUCUGGUGGAGAUAAUUUAGCUGCUAAUUUCAGCAGGGAGUUGGCUGACUUUAUCAUUUACAUAAUUGACGUGUCUGGAGGUGAUAAGAUUCCUAGAAAAGGUGGCCCAGGAAUUACUCAAGCAGACCUCCUAGUCAUAAACAAGACUGAUCUGGCUGCAGCAGUUGGAGCUGACCUGGCAGUCAUGGAACGUGAUGCUCUUCGGAUGAGGGAUGGAGGUCCCUUCGUAUUUUCUCAGGUGAAGCAUGGUGUUGGUGUUGAGCAAAUUGUGAACCACGUUUUACAAGCUUGGGAAGUAGCGACAGGGCAGAAGAUCAAGUGUUUGUACCAGUACCACUUUUUAAGUUUGUACCAAACCCGUUGUAUAUCUAGCCAUUUUGCAAACCUUGACAAAGUUUUGGGUCUUCGCCCAAGAUUAAUAAUAAACUACGAAUAAAUAACCGGUUUGAUUCAUUGUUUUCUGCCUUGUUGUCUUUUUAACUAUUUUAGUUUGAUACACAUCUGGAAGCUUUGAGCCUUAAUGAAGUUUAGAGAUGUUGUACAGCUCCUUCCUAACAGAGAAAACAAGACCACCAGAUGUCUUGCACCCUCAAUAGCUUGAUCCAAAAAGAGCAGGCAUUACGAGGAUCACACCACACAAAAGGACCCACUAGUAUCAGGCCAUUAACAUGGUUUUCCAGUGUCAAGGCAAGGUCAAGAGAAGUGAUCAACCUGUUGGCCGUCAAGGAAAGUGAUCAACCGGUCAGCUGUCGCAUUCAGAUGAUCCACAACUGCCAUAUGCAAGUUGCAAGCCUAAGAGAUGACAACUCUGUUAAACAUUCUGCCAUGUUAAACUUUCCGGCAACUUAUUUACCUCAAUUCAAUGGCUGGAACCUAUGUAUAUACCACAGCAUUAGAAUGUUCUACUUACAUUUCUUCAUUUGUCUCUAGGAAUGGCGCUUGGUAUAUACUUGUAACCCAAUAUACUGAAAAUGAUUAUCCUCUUCACUGUCCUUA
Messenger RNA from Papaver somniferum (opium poppy), 1572 nucleotides. RefSeq names its product urease accessory protein G-like. Gene Ontology annotation, molecular function: GTPase activity; nickel cation binding. The coding region runs from base 80 to 1012 and encodes 310 amino acids. The transcript is spliced from 6 exons. The record is from RefSeq and is a predicted model, not a curated record. Lineage: Eukaryota; Viridiplantae; Streptophyta; Magnoliopsida; Ranunculales; Papaveraceae.